Molecule: messenger RNA, 1230 nt
Organism: Ectocarpus sp. CCAP 1310/34
Lineage: Eukaryota; Phaeophyceae; Ectocarpales; Ectocarpaceae
Source: the annotation of a GenBank genome assembly
AUGUUGGAUGGGGAAAUCUCGAAGUACGUGGAUAUACUCCAAGGAGUCGCACAGGGCUGUUCGAUGUCACCCACUCUUUUCAAGAUCUACAUCAACGACAUGAUAAGGGCGGUUGAAGCAGAACAAAUAGAUGCGGCAGUAGGAUACACCCGAAAAUGGAGACUGUCGGCGAACGUAGGAAAAUGCGCAGUAGUGGUCUGUAACGAAGACAAGAAAAAUCCCGUAGAAUUCAAAUGGAAAUGGGGGGAGGAAGAACUACCGGUAGUAGACAGGUAUUCGUACCUGGGAGUAGAGAUUUCGAAGGAGUGCUCAUGGGACGCACACAUGGCAAAGUUGAUUGGGAAGGGUAAAGCUCAGAUAGGCAAGACGGACGAGAUCCUUACGGACCCACACCUAGACACUAGGAUUAAGAGGUGUGUUCUCUUGAAUGUGAUUGUACCUAAGCUAGAGUACGCAGGAGAGUUGCGCGUGGCUCACACCGUGAUCAACAACCUCCGCAACGCCAACAACAGGUGCCUGGUCUGCGACGACAAGAUCGAGGGAUUCCUCCCCGCGGUGCCGAUUGUCUGCCAAAAGGGGUUCAAGGAGAAGAUAUCUGUUGCUUGUGCCGAGAGAGAAGAACAGAAUCUAUGGAAAGAACCCAAGGAUAAGGAGGGUCUAGAAGUGUACGGAAUGUUGACGGAAGAAAUAGGGUUCAAGGAUUACCUACGUGGGCCAAUGGAUGCAGGAACAAAGCUUAAGGUCAAAUUCAGGACCGGGGACAUGGGCCUUGGAGAACGUCAACGAAGACAUAGGACGGUAGACGACGAACACGACGAGUUCAAAUGUGAUUGCGGCUUCGAAUGCGAAGACCGUGUUCAUGUAGUCGCGGAAUGUCCGUUGUACAAGAAGGAGAGGGAAGUGUACGUGACUGAGCUGGGAAAAAUAGAUGGAACGAACAGGGAGAUAUUUGAGGCAUGGAAUAGAGAGGAAAGGACGGUAGAUGUACUGGGGCAUGGGAGGUGGGUCGAACAGGCGGGAAGGGGAACCGUUAGGAAAGGCAGACUAGGCAAGACAUUUUUGAGCCACCUUUGGCAAAGUAGGAAGGAACGAUUGGCCAUCGGUGAUCGGUGCUGUGGGAACAAUGCUCCGUCCUCUCGAGGACGCGUGGUCAAUGGUCUAACCGCUAAGGCAUGCAAAACAGAAGAGUACGUCCCCCCCACGAUAUUCCCUACAGGAGUAACUUUCUAA